AUCUUUCUCAGAUCUUCUGUCUUGCCUCUUGUGACGACUGUUUUUGGUACCUAAAACUGACUAGCACUGGAAUUAACUAAUGCACAAAGAAUUGGGUAAGGAUAGCAAAAGCUUUUAGGGGCCUGCCUUAAAGACUUUCUCUCUGAGUCGAAAGGAGACUCUACAACCAGUGGAGGAAAACUAGAAGUGAGGGGAGAGGAAUGAAUCUACUCACACUGUGCUCUUUCAGUCCAUCUUUUUAUUGUUCCAAGUAAGCAUCAUCUCUACAGUGAGGGUACCGGCCUAUAUACAUUUAAAAACAAUAGUUCUUUGGCAAUGCAAGGAGAGGCUUGAAAUUCAUACACAGAGCAAUAACUGUCAGGUUUCACUUAUGACACAAGGUGGGAGUGGCUAGUGAAAGUUUUUUGGUGAGGUCAACUAAGAAUUAAAUCCACAAAUGUAAUCUGAGGUGGGAAUUCCUGUGCUCAAACUACAUUCCUAAAUGUGGCUACAUAUAAGUUAAAAAAAUCUAUUAAUCAUGAAAAUGAUGAAUAAGGUAAAACUGUCUUUUCCACCUGCUCUGCUUCCAAAGGGCUCUCAUGAGCCAUUUUUCCACAGGCAGGGUAAGCAUCUUUGGUUACUAGGCAACCUGCCUAAGCAGUAGAGGAAGAUGUGCAGCUUUUGGUCUGCUGUAGCACUUUAGCUAUAAUCAGUUGCUUAAAAGGAACUUCUUAGAUCUAAAGAUUAUACCUAUUGCUUAAAGAUGCAGAAUCAAGAUAGAAUUAAGCUUAAUUUGUACAAGAAACAGAACCUGGCACCUUCCCGUCCCUCUGGCUAUGGAUGGACAGGUCCUCAGAGGGUUCUUGGGAAAGUUUACUCAUCUCCAGGUACUAGCAAAUGGCUGAUUACCUUUUCCACUAUAUCUCAGUGUUUACAGGCAAUAAAUCUCUAAGCUAAAGUCUCGUGUUAAUAAACUGAGGUGAAAGUAAGUAUAAGGAGUUAAGAGUUUAGGGUUAGUGAGGUUUGUUCAGGAUAGUUUUUCUUAUCUGCAGGUGAGGUAAAGCCAGAGUACAUUUCCAUCUAUCUAAGGGUUGCAAAUCAACAAUAUGCUCAUACUUUGUCCUUGAAUGUCUGAGAUGUCUCAAAAUUUUGCCUGUGUAACUGUUUUCACACAUAACUGUGGGAAGUUAUCAAUAUACCCCAAAUACAUAGGGGAAAUUGUGCCCAAUAAUGAUCAAUUACACUGCUAGAAGCUCUUGAAUUGAAUUCCAUGGUAGUAACAGAUGAGAAAGCUACAAUUUCACACAAGAAAUUCACUGCAGGAAACAGCCAAUACAUUGAAAAAGCAAUGACUCCAAAGCAUCUUGCUUUUAGGCUUUUAACUCCUCUACCAGAACCCCCAGAUCUAAUGGGUUGGACUUGUCAAUGAUGGCUGAAUCCCCACUUCAUAUUUUUGUGGGUAAAGCACUUGGGUAUACCUGUGAGAGAUUAUUCUUAUUUAAAAUUUUGAAAUGGGAAGACCCUUCAUUAAUCUGGAUCUUCAAGGUAAUUUGAUCCACCUUUAAUCUUGGCCAGACCUUCUGGUGGUAGCCUAUAUAUAUAAAGAAUAUUGAAGAAGGAAGCUCAUUCUCUUUGCCUAGGAAGGUGAUUCAUUUACUCUCUUUAGAGCCCAAUUUUUAGGAAUUCCGGUGUAUACUGAAGACCAUUCGAGACAUCCAGCCUCAAGGAUUGAAGAAGUACUGAAUUCUUCAACUUUUCAUUGGUUGACAGCCAAUGUUGGACUAGCUAGACCACAGAAUGUGAGACAUUCUAAUAAAUUCACGUUCUACCUAAAUAGGGAGACUGAAUCUAUCAGUUCUGUUCAAGCAGAGAACGUUACUAAUACUGUUUUGUUUUAUUUUCAUUUGCCCAGAGGAAGAUGUUGUACCUAACAGUAGUGCUCAUAAAGGAACUUGUUCCAUUUUUCUUUAAGUAUUCAACUUAUUGUAAAGAUUACACUUCAUAUUGUUGUUAAAUUGUCAAGAGAUUGAAAUGAAUUUCAGGAAUAAAUCUCCUAAAGCAAUGGAACCAUCAUCCAGCCUUCUGAUGGAAGAAAGAUCUAUCUUGUCUGUGAUCUGAUUCCUGCUUUUCUCUCUUGGUUGUCUAAAGUCCCUAUGACAACCAGGUAAAAAGUACCUGAGUUCAUCAGACCUCAGUGUGAAGCCAUAAAACAGACAUUUUAUUUUGUGUCCUAAAAUCUCUCUGUAAUUGUUAAUAUUCUGGGCAUACUUCAACCUGGUGGAGAGGGGAAUCACUCCACUCCACAUUGUGUAAUGGGCUGUGCAAGCUAGCCACAUGGUGUCCAGGAGGAAGAAGGGGAAGUGCCUGUGGAGUGCAGGAAUAUAGCAAGGUCAGCUAUUUGAGCCAGGGGCAAGUGCUGUUGUAAUGGAAAUCUCUGUAGAUCUGGAAAAGAUCUGUGUCUUGGGUGGAAGGCAGGGCCAGGAACCACUCACUGCACAGAGUCUUUAAGCACACAGUUAUCCUAAGGAAGGUGCUCUUGUCACUCAGGCCUCAGUAGCCAAUCAGGCCCUCCAGUCUUACCUGCCAGUCAGAGGAGAGUGGUGGUGGGGGUGGGCUUUCCAGGGCCAGGCUGCAGUCUUGUCUUUGUAACAGAGUGUAUACCAGUGGUUUUGUGUGCUGCCUGUGCUGUUAGAAGGAGCAGAGGAGGGAGCAUGGGUAAGCUGGGAAGUCACAGCAUGGUGAGCAAGAGGCUGCUGUCCCUAGGUCAGGAAGAGCAAAUGGUGAGCCUCAGAAGCCAGUGUGGCAGUCCUCUCUGGGGUUGGGUGGGAACCUGUAGCCAGAUUCCCUGUCCUGUGAGGUACCAUGUGGUCCUUGCAACUCCCUGGACCCAGGUGUAGGACUCUGAAUAACAUUGCUCUGUGGGCUGUCUCUGCUCAGAGCAUUGGGAACAGGGAGCUAUGUGUAGAAACAUCUUUGUAGUGAAGGUCAACAUGCUUUUCAUGCAGUCAUGGAAGGCAGCUCUUAAAUUUGUAGAGGCCUAGUUUCUCUAAUGAUGAAUUUGCAAAUAAUUUUAUAGGGAUUAUAAAUGGCAUCUCUUUUGUUGAGUAGCACUCCACUAUUAAGCUGUGAUAUAGAAGAGUAGAAUUGGUGAUAUAAAGGAUUUACCAAUGCUUAGGAGAUAGUAAGUCACAGAGAGUAGAAUUUAACUAAGGGAGGCUGCCUCUAAAAUACCACAAAGAUAAGUAUAUGCUAACCAGGCCUGUUAGAGAUUAAGAUGCUAGGAUACACAUUUGUUCACCAGGAUUGUCCAGGCAUUUGGCUCCAAACUAUGACAAAGGAGACACCCUUGAUUUUCACUAGGCCCAUCCUUAUAUCAAAGAACAGGCCUCUUAAUAAGCUGCUCUAGGGGGCACUACAGGGUCACAACCAACCUUAAGGCCUGGUGUGCAAUUAAGUUCUCAAUUCUUUUCUUGAGAAAAGCAUGGUUCUGACAGAUGGACAAGGUGAUACCUAUUUGAAAAGAAAAAUACUAUUGUGUUGAAUGAUGGCCUGAUCAAUAAGACUUUUCCUCUAGGCCCUCACACAGAGAGAAGGAAGGUGCUCAUAGAACCAGAAAAGGCCUGGAGUCUAGGACUUGGGAGCUUUCUUUAAGGACCUCAUAUAUUGAGAAUAAAAUAGAGCUCUGUAGCUUGAGUUUUCCUGCCUAGCCCACAGUCAGGACAAAUCUCUAUCACCUGCCAGUCCCACAGCCACUCAGACCUAACCAAGUAAACACAGAGACUUAUAUUGGUUACAAACUGUAUGGCCGUGGCAGGCUUCUUGCUAACUGUUCUUACAGCUUAAAUUAAUCCAUUUCCAUUAAUCUAUACCUUGCCACAUGGCUCGUGGCUUACUGGCAUCUUCACAUGCUGUUUCUCAUCGUGGUGGCUGGCAGUGUCUCUCUGACUCAGCCUUCCACUUCUCAGCUUUAUUCUCCUUGUCCCGCCUAUACUUCCUGCCUAGCCAAUGGCCAAUCAGUGUUUUAUUUAUUGACCAAUCAGCAACACAUUUGCCAUACAGAACAUCCCACAGCAGAGCUCCUUCUUUAAAACCAGGAAUAUGCUAGGGAAAGCUGGUAAUGAUCUGGGCCAGGACCUUUGUGAAGGGGUUGCUUCAUAUCCUGAGAAUACAACUCUUAUUACCACAGGGCACUAUGGUUAUCAAUCCCAAGGCCACUAUGUGCUUAGUCAGUAAUGUUUUUGAGGUACUCUGUGUUCUCUUUAUGCAGCAUUGUGUGAAUUGCCUCCUCCUGAGUUUGCCCCAUUGUAUGGUAGCUUCUGUUGACUUUAUAGAAGUCUCUUAUUUUCUUCUAUUUCCCACUGGAAGAUGCUAUUCUCCUUAAGAAGUUUACUUGGCAUGAGGCAUAACUUGUAAAGACCUCCCUAUACCAGCCUUUAUUUUUUCUGACUUCUACUUUUCCUACCCUUCUCAUCCCCUGGAUGAGGAGGUGCCUUCUCAUCUCCUGGCACCUCUACCUCAGGACCCUGUCAAUGAAGAAUGACCUGCUGUUUCAUGUUAGUGGUGUACUUAAGAAAUAAAUCUGGAAUUAUCUUUGCUGUGUGAGUUUCCCAUCUGCCUAAGUGGCUAGACUUGCAAUCUCCUAAUCCUAUUUAAAUUGUUCAACGUAUAACUGGAGCCUGAACCUAAAGGAAACUUAAGGAUGACAGAACAUGUGGAAUGCAAAAUCUGUUCCAGGCUGGCUCCUCAUUGAGCAUUAGUCAGAAAUGGAUGCAUGCUAUCAUUAAUAAAAUUUUUCUUUUUUAAUCUCAAGUGUAUGGAAUGAUUUCUCCUUUGGAAGGCAUAUUAAUUCUUGAACAGCUGCACCCCCAGCUAUUUAGAAUGUUUUUCUGAGAGAAACUCUUCUAUAUUAAUUCAAGUGGCCUUGAUUCCAGUACAUUGGUCCCCACAGUGUUGACCUUGGUUUCCAUCAUCAAACAUUAUAAAUUCUUAAAUUAAAUGACUCUACCACCUCAAAGUUUUAAAUUUACCCAUUUGUGUCAUGUAGUUGACUAUCCAUUGCAGUCACAGGAAAAGGAUUUGCAUGUGGAGUAUGGCUGAUGCCUUCAGAGGAGAAUAGGAGGAAUAGUUUAUUGUGUGCACUUUAGGGGGAAACAGGAUUGGCAAUCAGCUGCUGGAGUCACCAUUAUGAAAGAGGACCUGAUUGUUUCAGGGUGAGUGAUUUAGUAUUUUUCCUGCAUAUUUUAAUUCAUAUCAUGAACAUAGACCAGAUUGGUGGGUGUACAAUUUGAGAAAGUUAGUUUGAGCCAGUGAAUAUUGAAUUUCCAAUUAGACAACUCUCCUUUGCAGAUAUGUUCAGUUCUGCUUGACAGAAUUAUGUCAGCUUAGAAGACUGAGAAAUAGACCAUUGCCUGUAACUCUGUGUGUCAAGUUACAGAUCUCAGUAGCCAACAUGUAUGUGCACAUGGACAAGAUCAGUCAGUCGCUUAUUAAUUGCAUUUCCUCAACUAGGGAAGAUUCUACUUUUUUUAAAAAAGUCAAUAUAGCUAAUAUAGCUAAGUUUUUUAUCUUAAAGUACUUUUAUCAUGCUAAAAGACAAUUAUUAUUUUUAAAUUUCAUUUUCUUUAAAUGCAUUUCUUCUGUCAGAUGUGACAUUGGUGAAGAUCUUUUCCCAUUCUGUAGUCUGUUCUUUUGUCUUAUUGACUGUGUCCUUUGCCCUACAAAAGCUUUCAGGAGGUCCUGUUUAUUAAUUGUAGAGGGCUGAUCUCCAAAAUAUAUAAAGAAUUAAAAAACUAGACCUCAAAAUGUAGAACAAUACAAUUAAAAAUGUGCUACAGAGCUAUAAACAGAGAAUUCUCAAUAGAACAAUCUCAAAUGGUUGAAAGACUUUCAAGGAAUUACUCAACAUCCUUAGUCAUCAGGGAAAUUCAAAUCAAAAUGACUCUGAGAUACCAUAUUACACCUGACAGAAUGGCUAUGAUCAAAAAUAUUGAAGACAGCUAAUUUGGAGAUGAUGUGGAACAAGGGGAACACUCCUCCACUGUUGAUGGGAAUGCAAACUUGUUCAGCCACUCUGGAAAUCAGUAUGGUGGUUUCUCAGAAAAUUGGGAGUCAGUCUACCUCAACACUCAGCUAUACACUCUUAGGCAUAUACCCAAGGAUUAUUCAAUCAUACAACAAGGACACAUGCUCAGCUAUGUUCAUAGCAACAUUAUUCAUAAUAACCAGAGCCUGGAAACAGCUUAGAUGCCACUCAACCAAACAAUGGAUUCAGAAAAUGUGGCACAUAUACACAAUGGAAUACUACUCAGCAGUUAAAAAAAGUGAUAUCAUAAAAUAUGCAGGCAAGUGGAUGGAACUAGAAAAAUCAUCCUGAGUGAGGUAGCCCAGACCGAGAAGAAUAAACAUAGUGUGUACUCACUCAUAAGUGGAUACUAGAUGUACAAAGCAAAGGAUAACCAGACUACAACCCACAGCUCCAGAGAAGCUAGCUAACAAGGACAACCCUAAGAGGGACACAUAGGUAGCCCAGAGAUGGAGAAAUAGAUAAGAUCUACAUGAGCAAACUGAGGGUGAGGGGACGUUAAUGGAGGGCAAGGAAUGGGGUAUGAGAACAUAAGGAAAUGGGAGGUUUGAGCUGGAACAGGGACAGAGUGGGAGAGCAAGGAAAGAGAUACCAUGAUAAAUGAAGACAUCAUGGGAAUAGGGAGAAACAGAAUUCUAGGGAAGUUCCCAUGAAUCUACAAGGAUGAUCUCACCUUGGACUACUAGCCAUAGUUGAGAGGGUGCCUGAACUGGUCUAUUCCAGUAACUAGAUUAGUGAAUACCCUAACUGUAAUCAUAGAGCCUUCAUCCAGUUACUGAUGGAAUCAGAUGCACAGAUCCAUGGCCAGGUCCCAGGCCGAGCUCCAGGAGUCCAAACAACAAGAGAGGGAUUCUAUAAGCAAGGGACAUUGAGAUCAUGAUGGGAAAACAUGCAGAGCUGCCCGCCAAACUAGUGGACACACCUGAACUGUGAACCAAUAGCUGAGGAGCCCCCAUGGGACUAGACUGGGUCCUCUGGAUAUGGAAGACAGUUAUUUAGCUUGAACUGUUUGGUGGGCCCCCAGGCAGGGUGAUUGGUAUUCAUCCCUGGUGCAUGAGCAGGCUUUUUGGAGCCCAGUGCCUAAGGUGUGACACCUUGGGCAGCCUUUUGCAGAAGGGAGGGCUUUGGACCUGCCUCAACUGAAUGUACCAGUCUCUGCUGACUCCCCAUUGGAAACCUUGACUUGGAGGAUGUGGAAAUGGGGCGUUAGUGGGGGGAAGGCUGAGGGAGGAGAGGGUAUCUAUGGUUGGUAUGUAAAAUGAAUAGAAAUUUUCUUAAUAAAAAUUUGAAAAAUAGCACUAUGUAGUUUCAGAUGACAGUCUGCUGGUGAAGCCAGCAGGAUCUUUCAAGAAGACUGUUACUAUUAAAGAGAACUCCCUUGCUUUACAGUAGAUGCCUAUCAGCCCUAUGUGUAAGACCCCAUCAGCUAAACCUUUAACUUAUAGAUGGAUUGAACAAAGUGAUUUCUAGUGCCAGGUUGAAACUUCAUACAGAGUCUGCUGCAAAUCAGUUUGAAAAAUGGCAGGGUCCAUCACAACUUAGAAGCCAAAUUUGGGAGGAAUUACCCAUGUUGUACUGGUUCUGGAAACAGGAAAGAUGCACAAUUUAAUGGUCAUGAUUUCUUCCAUGGCAUCAGUUUAACACUGUUGUACACUUUUGGUUUUGGCAGAGUCAGAAACUCUGUGUGGAGGCUGUGAGUAUUCAUUGCAUAAAGUUGUGAAGAUGAAGCUGGGUUGCAUUUUGAGACCAUCAGAUGUUGAAAUACCCAAGCUAUGGGACAUCUGCCAUGGAAAGCUGAAUACAUGGAGUGGAAGUAGCAAAGGAGAGACAUUCCACCCUUAUGCAGGGUUCCCAGAGCUCCAGCUAGUAUUUGGAUGAGGAUCUCUGCAUCUGCUCCCAUCACCUGCAGGAGGAGGCCUCUCUGAUGACAAUUGGACUAGACUGCAGUGACCUAUGAUGAUGUGCAUAUCGACUUCACUUGGGAGGAGUGGACUUUGAUGGAUCCUUCCCAGAAGAAUCUCUACAAAGAUGUAAUGUGGGAGACCUACAGAAACCUUACUGCUGUAGGCUACAGUUGGGAAGACCAUGAUAUUGAAGAACAUUGUCAAAGUUCUGGAAGACUUAGAAGGUACAAAGAACAUCAUAUUGGGGAGAAACCCUCUGAAUAUACUCAAUGUGCAAAAGCAUUUUUAUAUUACAGUCAUCUUCAGAAUAAUGAAAGUAUUCAUACUGGAGAGAAACUCCAUAGUUGUAUUCAAUAUGAUGAAGCCUUUUCACACAACAUUAGUCUCCAAAUACAUAAAGAAACACAUACUGGAAAGAAAAUCAGUGAGAGUAAUCAAUGUGGUAAAGCCUUCACAAGUCAUGAUCAUUUUCAAAUACAUAAAGGAACACAUACUGGAGAGAAACCCUAUGAAUGUAAUCAAUGUGGUAAAGCCUUUGCAUGCACCAGUAAUCUCCAAAGACAUGAAAGAACACAUACUGGAGAGAAACCCUACAAAUGUAAUCAAUGUGAUAAAGCCUUUUCACAAAACAAUACUCUCCAAAUACAUAAAAGAACACAUUCUGGAGAGAAACCCUACAAAUGCAAUCAGUGUGAUAAAGCCUUUUCACAAUACAGUAAUUUUCACAUGCAUAAAAGAACACAUUCUGUAGAGAAACCCUACAAAUGUAAUGAAUGUGAUAAAGCCUUUGCAUGUGGCACUAGUCUCCAAAUACAUGAAAGAACACAUUCUGUAGAGAAACCCUACAAAUGUAAUCAAUGUGAUAAAGCCUUUUUACAACACAGUCUUCUCCAAAGACAUAAAAGAACACAUACUGGAGAGAAACCCUACAAAUGUAAUCAAUGUGAUAAAGCCUUUUCACAACACAGUCUUCUCCAAAGACAUAAAAGAACACAUACUGGAGAGAAACCCUACAAAUGUCAUCAAUGUGAUAAAGCCUUUUCACAACACAGUUAUCUCCAAAUGCAUGAAAGAACACAUGCUGGAGAGAAACCCUACAAAUGUAAUCAAUGUGAUAAAGCCUUUUUACGACCCAGUCGUCUCGAAAUACAUGAAAGAAUGCAUUCUGGAGAGAAACCCUACAAAUGUAAUCAAUGUCAUAAAGCUUUUGCAUGUGCCAGUACUCUCCAAAUGCAUGAAAGAACACAUACUGGAGAGAAACCCUACAAAUGUAAUCAAUGUGAUAAAGCCUUUUUACAACACAGUCAGCUCCAAAUACAUGAAAGAAUACAUUCUGGAGAGAAACCCUUCAAAUGUAAUCAAUGUGAUCAAGCCUUUGCAUGUUCCAGUAGUCUCCGAAAACAUGAAAGAACACAUUCUGUAGAAAAACCCUACAAAUGUAAUCAAUGUGAUAAAGCCUUUUCACAACACAGUCAUCUCCAAAGACAUGAAAGAACACAUUCCGGAGAGAAACCCUACAAAUGUAGUCAAUGUCAUAAAAACUUUUCACAACACAGUCAGCUCCAAAUACAUGAAAGAACACAUUCUGGAGAGAAACCUUACAAAUGUAAUCAAUGUGAUAAAGCCUUUGCAUGUUCCAGUAGUCUCCUAAAACAUGAAAAUAUACAUUCUGGAGUGAAACCCUACAAAUGUAAUCAAUGUGAGAAAGCCUAUUCACAACACAGCCAUCUCCAAAGACAUAAAAGAACACAUUCUGGAGAGAAACCCUACAAAUGUAGUCAAUGUCAUAAAAAUUUUUCACAACACAGUUUUCUCCAAAUGCAUGAAAGAACACAUUCUGGAGAGAAAUCCUACAAAUGUAAUCAAUGUGAUAAAGGCUUUGCAUGUGUUGGUAGUUUCCAAAUACAUGAAAGAAAACAUACUGGAGAGAAACCCUACAAAUGUAAUCAAUGUGAUAAAGCCGUUUUACAACACUGUCAUCUCUACAUAUAUGAAAGAACACAUUCUGGAGAAAAACCCCAUGAAUGUAAUCAAUGUUGUAAAGGCUUUGCAUGUUCCAGUAGUCUCCAAACACAUGAAAGAACACAUUCUGGAGAGAAACCCUACAAAUGUAAUCAAUGUGAUAAAGCCUUUUCAUGACACAGUUAUCUCCAAAGACAUGAAAGAACACAUUACUGGAGAGACAUCCUACAAAUGUAAUAAACGUGAUAAAAGCAUUUCACAACACAGUAACCGUUAAAUUCAUGAAAGAACACAUACUGGAUAGAAACCCUAUGAAUGUAAUCAAUAUGGUAAAGCCUUUGUAUGUACCAAUAGUUUCUGAAGACAUGAAAGAACACAUACUGGCAAGAAACCCUACAGAUGUAAUCAAUGUAAUAAAGGAUUUCACAACACUCUCAUCUCCAAAAACAUAAAAGGACACAAUCUAGAGAGGAAACCCCCUGAAUGUAGUCAAUGUGAUAAAGCCUUUGCAUGUGCUGGUAAUCUCUGCAUACAUAAAGGAACCUUACAAAUGCAAUCAAUGUAAUAAAGCCUUUAUAUGACACAGUCAUGUCCAAAUACAAAAGGAAUACAUUCUGGACAGAAACUAUGAAUUUAAUGAAUGUGGCAAAACCUUUGUAUGUCUCAACAAUCUUGGAAUACAUAAAGGAAUACAUACUGGAGAGAAACCCUAAGACUGUAAUCAGUGUGGUAAAGCCUUUGCAAUUCAAGGUCAUUUUUAAAUACAUAAAAUAACAUAUACUUGAGAGAAACCCUGCUGUGGGGUGGUCUGUAUGUCAAAUGUGUUGCUCUGAUUGGUUAAAAAAAUAAAACACUGAUUGGCCAGUAGCCAGGCAGGAGGAAGUAUAGGCAGGACAAGGAGGAGAAGAAUUCUGGGAAGUGGAAGGCUGAGUCAGAGAGACACUGCCAGCUGCCGCCAUGACAAGCAGCAUGUGAAGAUGCCGGUAAGCCACGAGCCACGUGGCAAGUUAUAGAUUUAUAGAAAUGGAUUAAUUUAAGAUAUAAGAACAGUUAGCAAGAAGCCUGCCAUGGUCAUACAGUUUGUAAGUCAUAUAAGUCUCUGUGUUUACUUGGUUGGGUCUGAGCAGCUGUGGGCCAGGCAAGAAAACUCUAGCUACAAAUGGCGCCCAAUGUGUUGGCAAGAGUUUCCACCUAAAACCUGAGAAAAAAGAUUCUAAAAUGGAGGUAAAAACAGCUUCCUAGUUGUCUCUCUCAAGUUAGUGGCAGUCUGCCGGUUUGAGCUACUAUGGCAGGUUCCUGAUGAAUGUGCAUUUGACCUGCAGUAUAGUGGAAAUGAGGCCUCUGCAAGUGGCACAUUAAGCUGCGUGGUGGAUUUAGCCUUUGCUAGAACAAAGCAAACAAAAAAAAAGAAGUUUCUGCGCUACACGCUGCUUUUAUAGAAGCAUAGACCCACUAUUUCUGAGAGUUGAUGGCUCCCAGAGCUGGCGGAAAAUGUACCACUGCCAUGAUGGGAAGCUGAAAUGGGCGGAGCCAGCAGCCAACUGCAGUCUUAGAAUGCUGCAGUUUAAAGCAAUAGGGUCAAGGUAAUAUAAAAAAUAAGCCAUGUAAAGAUGGCUACUACACAGAGAAUCUGGAUUAUGUUCUCUUUGAUAUUUUAACUGAAGAAAAACAUUUGAUUACAAAAGCUAUUGAGUUAUGCCAAAAUGUAUAUUUUAAAUGUACCUUGAUUUCAAAAUUUGGAUCUAAGGAUAUGUUGCUUUGGAAAGGAGGCUCUGCUUUUGUUUCCACAGAAAGCCAGAGGCUAUGGAUUUGUUCCAGAUUAAGAUACAUCAGGUUUGACCUGUGAAGACCCCCUGAAAGUUCUCCGAAGACACCAUGGCCCAGAUGAUCCAACAUCCAGAAUGGUUUAAAGGCAACUGGCUCAGACAAUACAGCCUCAUGGACUACUCCAUAACCCUAAAAUUUUCUUUGUGUCCUCAUAAGAUACAGUGCCCCCCUCCAGCAGGAAGUAGUAAGAGAAACUACGCCCAAAUUCCCAAAUUAUAUGUAAUUUUACUAUAUUAAGGUUAAAACCUUCCUUUUAAUAAAGAAAAAGGGGAAGUGCUGUGGGAUGGUCUGUAUGUCAAAUGUGUUGCUCUGAUUGGUUAAAAAAUAAAACACUGAUUGGCCAGUAGCCAGGCAGGAGGAAGUAUAGAUGGGACAAGGAGGAGAAGAAUUCUGGGAAGUGGAAAGCUGAGUCAGAGAGACACUGUCUGCUGCCGCCAUGACAAGCAGCAUGUGAAGAUUUCAGUAAGACACGAGCCACGGGGCAAGGUAUAGAUUUAUAGAAAUGGAUUAAUUUAAGAUAUAAGAACAGUUAGCAAGAAGCCUGCCAUGGCCGUAUAGUUUGUAAGCAAUGUAAGUCUCUGUGUUUACUUGGUUGGGUCUGAUCGGCUGUGGGCUAGGCAAGAAAACUCUAGCUACAAAACCCUAUGAAUAUAAUCAAUGAGAUAAAGCCUUUUCAAAACACAAUAACCUCCAAAUCCAUAAAAGUGCACAUACAAGAGAGAAAUCCUAUGAAUGUUAUCAAUGAGGUAAAACCUGGAUGUGUCAGUAGUUUCUGAAUACAUAAAGGAACUCAUACUAGUGAGAAGCCCUUCAACUAUAAUCAAUGUGAUAAUGCCUUUUCAUGCCACAGUCCUCUCUAAAUACAUGAAAGAAUAUAUUCUAAAGAGAAACCCAGUGAAUAAAAUUAAUAUGGUUAAGCCUUUA
Messenger RNA from Peromyscus californicus insignis, 12678 nucleotides. Its product is annotated as zinc finger protein 431-like. Gene Ontology annotation, molecular function: DNA-binding transcription factor activity; RNA polymerase II cis-regulatory region sequence-specific DNA binding. The record is from RefSeq and is a predicted model, not a curated record. Gene Ontology annotation, biological process: regulation of transcription by RNA polymerase II. The transcript has 5 exons. NCBI's taxonomy places the organism in Eukaryota, Metazoa, Chordata, Mammalia, Rodentia, Cricetidae. The coding region runs from base 8059 to 10104 and encodes 681 amino acids.